AUGGCCGACCGCCAAACCUCUCCUACUCUCAUGGCUUCUUCGGCGCAACGCAAGCCACAUAUGUCCAUAACACUGCCUCGCAACUUCGCUCCGUUACGACUUGAUGCUGGCGAUGACCCAAGAACACCGGAUCAGACCUUCGCCGAGCUCAAGCUACCUCCUCCACCCCGUCACUCGACCUGCCGAAUUCGACGCACGAGAAUCGACCUGGACGGGUUCCAGGCGCGUAAUAACGCGCUUCCGGCUACACUCUUCGCUUCAGACAUCCCUAUUCCUUCCAGCGCCCAGUCUACAAAGACCGAGUUCCACCUGGAUGCCGAACUUCCCCUACCGUCGAUUGAAACACACUCUGUUCUGGCCAGACCACCCUAUACCUACAGUAUGACCGACCCUUCGCCCAUCGACAACCUUAGACUGUCAACAUUCAGAGACUCACAACUUCCACGGACACCUCUAUCACAAACUAAGGCUGUUUCGGCGGAAUACAAGCACAGUGCAUGGGAUAUGCAUCGGUCAUCGUCAGAGUGUUCCAUUCGAUCCGACUCGUCCGAGUAUUCAUCAGAAACAUUCACAACUCGUCCUACUUCGUUUGAUGGCAGUGCCACAAGCCCCGAUCUGGAAUCACAGGAUCCGUUUUGCCAAACCAAAGUCAACAUCAUCCCGGACACUCCCUCGAGAAGAAGCAAGAAGUUACGGAUCAACACACUCAUGUCCAAGGGCAACGUCCAGUGGAGUAUUGAGAUGGACAACCAUUUGUUCAAUGUCUAUCAAAUGUAUCUGGCCGAUCCCACCGUCACACCUUUCAAGACCGUGCCAGGAAGCAUUCCCCCCACAGGCGUCUGUCAUCGAGUGGCCAGAAGGGCCAAAGAAACAUGGCCCAAAGCAAGCAGAAUCUCCCGCCCGCUCAUUCGGAGAUACAAGAUGCGAAAUGUCAUUGAAAGCCGCAACUUUGUCAGAGACAGAACCCCGGAACCCAAUGAUUUUCUGCGAACGGACCACAAUGAUGCAAGAAAUGCCUGGCCAUCGGAGUCGGCUACAAGAAGACGACUGAAACAAUUAUGCAAGGAGAAAUUCACCAUUUCUGCCCAUUAUCAACGACUACGCGAAUCGAGGAGUCCUUCACCCUUCCAUGAACAAUUUACACGACGACCCUCGUCGAGACUGACUCGGUCCAUGUCUCAACAGGCUGAUCCUGAAGCAUCCACUAUCUACGCCACAAGAGAACUUGGGAUUUCCCUUGUGGCCAGUGGAGCAACGGCCCCUUUGGCUCAGCUAGUGACCGGGGAGUCUCCUCCAACCGAGCAGAUGUCGGAUGAUUGGUUCAACACUCCCAUCAACAACACCUCCGACGCCAUGUCCUUGACAACUCCCGCGGGCUUGGGCAUCGAGACGGAAGCAGACAAGCUGAAGGUUGCCAGCAACAUUCCACGUCUCGCAUCACCGUUCAAUUACAGCACUUGGAAUGGUUCCAGCAAUAACAACCCAAAGCAUCGUCGACAUAUCAGUCACAAUCAAUUUGGAACGAUCCAUGCCACUGGGUCCAGAUUGUUGUCGCCGUUCAAGUUGGAACAUGACGUGUCGCUCAAUGUCAACAAGCGACGUGCGCAGCACAAUUUGGAAGACGAGUUGAGCCCGAGCGGGAGCAAUAUCAGCAACAAACUAGGCACCAAUCUGAAUCUAGAUGUCCCCACACCGACUACGUUCGAGGCUCCAAAACCCGAAGCUCGACCAGAGUUGACCUUUACGGGAGUGGGCGACAUUAGCCAACGGAGAAUACGCGUUCGAAGUCGAGGUGCGACGUUAGGUGCUGUGAACAAUCGGGAACAAAUUGAACGAAUGUUCACUCCACCCACGUUGCAUACCCCUGACACGCCGGAUGAGUCCGGCAUUCCACCUGUCCCAGCUUUGCCUCCAUCUCUCGCAGCUUUGGCACAUCCUGUGAGGCCUACUGUUUCUUCCAGCCUUGCUCCUCCUGAGGUCGACCCGACACAGAAACGCCUGGGAAGUCCAUUCGAGCUUGAUCCGACCAAGAGAAGCUAUCGAGCAAAGAACCCCCGACAUGUGCCGAGCCUAAGCGAUCCUUUCAUCAACACCACUGCAUUUGCAACCAUGCCCAGUCAUGGACACACCAGUAGCAUGAGCAUUGGAGAGAGAUUGGCCAUGUUCAGCACUUUCCAUCCUAGUCAUUAUCAGCGACAGGUGUCGAAUUUACCGCCGAAAGAUGAUCCUUUCACAUGA
Messenger RNA from Capronia coronata CBS 617.96, 2238 nucleotides. RefSeq lists its product as uncharacterized. The record is from RefSeq and is a predicted model, not a curated record. NCBI's taxonomy places the organism in Eukaryota, Fungi, Ascomycota, Eurotiomycetes, Chaetothyriales, Herpotrichiellaceae. The transcript has a single exon. Bases 1 to 2238 code for a protein of 745 amino acids.